Messenger RNA from Castor canadensis (American beaver), 1182 nucleotides. It is a transcript of the gene Ran, whose product is annotated as RAN, member RAS oncogene family. Gene Ontology annotation, molecular function: GTPase activity; GTP binding. NCBI's taxonomy places the organism in Eukaryota, Metazoa, Chordata, Mammalia, Rodentia, Castoridae. The record is from RefSeq and is a predicted model, not a curated record. Gene Ontology annotation, biological process: ribosomal subunit export from nucleus; protein import into nucleus. Gene Ontology annotation, cellular component: nucleus; cytoplasm.
ACGGGCUGCGCGUGCGCGCGCGGGCCGCGUGGUUGGGCGCGGCGCCGUUGCCCCGCCCCGCGAGGCCCCGCCUCCCGCGCGCCGGCGUCGGCUGCGUCUCCGGCAUUUGAAUCGCGCUUCCGCCAUCUUUCCAGCCUCAGUCGGACGGGCGCGGAGACGCUUCUGGAAGGAUCGCCGCGAUGGCCGCGCAGGGAGAGCCCCAGGUCCAGUUCAAGCUCGUCCUGGUGGGCGAUGGUGGCACCGGGAAGACGACGUUCGUGAAGCGUCACCUGACGGGCGAGUUCGAGAAGAAGUAUGUAGCCACCUUGGGCGUCGAGGUCCAUCCGCUGGUGUUCCACACCAACAGGGGGCCCAUCAAGUUCAACGUGUGGGACACGGCCGGCCAGGAGAAGUUCGGCGGCCUGAGAGACGGCUACUACAUCCAAGCCCAGUGUGCCAUUAUAAUGUUUGAUGUAACAUCAAGAGUUACUUACAAGAACGUGCCCAACUGGCACAGAGAUCUCGUACGAGUUUGUGAGAACAUCCCCAUUGUGUUGUGCGGCAACAAAGUGGAUAUUAAAGACAGGAAAGUGAAGGCAAAAUCUAUUGUCUUCCACCGAAAGAAGAAUCUUCAGUACUAUGACAUUUCUGCCAAAAGUAACUACAACUUUGAAAAGCCUUUCCUCUGGCUCGCUCGAAAGCUCAUCGGAGACCCUAACUUGGAGUUUGUCGCCAUGCCUGCCCUUGCCCCCCCAGAGGUUGUCAUGGACCCGGCUUUGGCAGCUCAGUAUGAGCACGAUUUAGAGGUUGCUCAGACGACUGCCCUCCCGGAUGAGGACGAUGAUCUGUGAGAAAGUGAAGCUGGGGCCCGGCGUCAGAAGUCUAGUUUUAUAGGCAACUGUCCUGUGAUGUCAGCGGUGCAGCGUGUGUACCACUUUAUUAUCUAGCUAAGCAGAACAUGUGCUUCAUCUUUGGGAUGCUGAAGGAGAUGAAUGGGCUUCGGAAUGAAUGUGGCAGUUAAAAAACCUUCAUUUUUUGGACUUGCAUAUUUAGCUGUUUGGAACGCAGUUGUUUCCGUCUUGAGUUUCAAAGAUAAGACUGCUACAGUCACAUCACAACAUUCAGUGGUGAAAUCUUGUUGUUACUGUCAUUCCCAUUCCUUUUCGUUUAGAAUCAGAAUAAAGUUGUAUUUCAAAUAUCUAA